Cooperia oncophora is the source of this 312-nucleotide messenger RNA. The record is from the annotation of a GenBank genome assembly. Lineage: Eukaryota; Metazoa; Nematoda; Chromadorea; Rhabditida; Trichostrongylidae.
AUGGCAAAAGGAGACGAAAAGGAACAUGCCUUCGAGGCGAAAAAGCGGAGCCUUGUCUUCGUUGCUAUCGCUUGCAUUCUGAUCCAUCAGACUGACGCACAGUGGUACUCCGGAGUGGGAUAUGCCGGAUACCCUGCCUAUACCGGAUACGCCUCGUACUACCCAAGCUAUGCUGGCUACUACGGUGGACUGUACAGCGGCCUUGGCUUGAGCUAUCCCUCAUAUGGAUACUACGGAUGGGGAAGCAACAAGGGAGGAGCUCCAGAAGCCCCUGUCGUUGCUGGCUCCCUCACCAACAACCUCCGACAGUAA